AGUCAAUGAACUGUCAAUUCUCAGCUCAGUCCCUACUCCAUCGCGUCGCGUGUCGUUUGGCCCGCAUAUCAUUACCGUAAAUUAUCAAUCAUAAAAACCUUCCGGAGAGAAAACAAGUGUUCUGUUAUAAUAAGUACGCGAUGAUUCGCCUGUUUUUGGAUGCGUUUUGGAACGAGGAUGUGUGGUUGCCACCCAACACUACGUGGGCAGAUAUAGCGCCCGGUCCGGACAAAACGGUUACCUACACCGAUCAUCGGCAUGUUUUCCUUCCGAUACCCAUGGCCCUGGUGUUUAUAGCUCUACGCUUCGUUUUAGAAAAAUAUGUGUUUGCUCCAUUUGGCAAGUCACUAGGCAUUAAGGAUGGUAGAAAUAAGAAAGCCGCACCCAAUCCUAAACUGGAAGCCGCCUACAGGGCCAACCCUGCCUCUAAAAAGUUGGCAGCCCUAGCGAAGCAGACCGAUAUGUCAGAGCGGCAGGUUGAACGCUGGUGGCGCCUCCGUCGGGCCCAGGACAAGCCGUCCACGCUCGUCAAGUUCUGCGAGAACGCGUGGAAGUGCUCCUUCUAUGUCUGCAACUUCGUGUUCGGGAUAGUUAUACUGUGGAACAAGAAGUGGCUAUGGGAUAUAGACCAUGCUUAUAUAGGAUAUCCGCAUCAGGGCCUAACGACCGACGUGUGGUGGUACUACAUGAUCUCCUCCGCCUUCUACUGGUCGCUCACCAUAUCGCAGUUCCACGACGUCAAACGGAAGGACUUCUGGCAGAUGUUCGUCCACCAUCUGGCCACCAUCAUGCUGUUGUCCUUCAGCUGGAUCUGCAAUCUGCACAGGAUAGGAACGCUAGUUCUGCUGGUGCAUGAUUGUGCUGAUAUAUUCGUUGAGGCGGUGAAGGCCACAAAGUACGCGAACUAUCAGAGGACAUGCGACACGCUGUUCCUGGGGCUCAUCGUCACUUGGAUCACCACGAGGAUCUUCAUCUACCCGUACUACAUCAUCUGGAGCACGCUGAUUCGAGCGCCGAUGCUCCUACCCAUGUUCCCGGCCUACUACAUCUUCAACUCGCUGCUCUGCCUACUGCUCGUUUUGCACGUGGUGUGGACGUGGCUUAUACUACAGAUCGCCUACAAGGCCAUAUAUGCUGGAAAGAUGGACGGAGACAUCCGCAGCAGUUCAGAUGAGUUGAGCGACAGCUCCAACCGCUCCAACGGCACGGUGCGACCUCACAAAGACUAAUAACCCGAGGAUCGCGCUGGAAACCAGGACAAGCUGGUCUGUACAUUUGGUACAGUUUCAUUUUCACACCUAUCGUAUUAAAUGCUGGCCGUUUUGCUCGUUUGCUUGUAACUUGAAAACAGAAAUCCCUUCAAUCUUUUGAGAAGACACUUCCGCCUGUUUUGCAAGUUACAUUUGAAAACAGCCCUGUGCUGUAAUAUAUUAUUACAGUACAUAUGGUGUUACUUUACCGCACUAGUGCGAUAAUUAGCACAUUACGUAACUUUGUCGAAAAUUUAAAGGGUCAUAUGUACUGUAAAACGUACGAUACAUGUGCGAAUAGGUAAUUCGCAACUCGUCUCGAUUUAAAACACUCCCUUUGGUCGCCAUUCGUUACGAAUUUCCUAUUUUUCGCACUUGUAUCGUAAUGUACUAUACUCUGUAUCUUUUGAUAUUUAAAAGAAGGUAAACCAAAUCUACCCUCAAAUGGCUCCUUAAGUCAGUUGAGGGUAGAUGAAAACAUUACACGAUCAAAUAAUGUAGGUUAAAGUCAGGUCGUUCAGUGACAGAUCUAGGCGGUUUUGUAUUUGGUUGGUUAACCAAUAAAUGUUAUAACUACCCGAAAAUGUACAAAUUGUUUACUUUUAUUUAAAUACCUAAAGAUACAUACUAUAAAUAUUUCUUCAUUACAACAUUUUUUGCCUCGGCAAUAUUAGACUUUUUUAUUGCUUAAUAUAAUAUUUUGCGACACACAUAAGUAUUGCCGAGAUGCAUAACAAUUAUUUGUAGUAUCUACUACAAUCAUGUUAUCUGCCUGUUUAGCUAACAUGCCAAUCGUUUACGCUCCGUAGUGUAUCUCUCUCUUUCACCCUUCCAUAUUAGUACGACUGUGACAAGAACAGUUGCGGUUCGUUCGCUACGAAGCGUUACCGAUUGGCAUGUUGGCUACGCGGGCUGUAUAGAAAAUUAUGUACAUUAGUACUUUGUCACAAUGACAAAUAUAAUAGUUAUUUUGUAUUAUUCUAACCCUCUUAUUCAUAAACAUCUACUAAAGUUGACAAGCCGCUAAUAAUCGUUUGUCCCUUUCCAUCAUACCAAUACGUCGGAAUGGGACAAAUGAUUAUUAGCGGCUUGUCAACUUUAGUGGACGUUUAUGAAUAAGGGGGUUACUCGUUUAAAAGGAACUUUUUUGCAUGUCUUUCCAGAUGAAUGACUUAAUAAGUUACAGAAUGUAAAUUAAAAUAAAAUAAAUAACUGAGAUUAUCAAUACUUUUCGUAAGAUAAUAGGGUUGUUUCCAUCUACUUAAAUCUUAGGGCAGAAUUGUAUCCCAAUAAAUUCUUUUGGAUUAUAAGAACAUGUUAAACUACUUUUAGGGGACCUGUAAUGACCAUAUUUUUGUAAAUAUUGAAUUUAAAAUAUCUUUUGGCACACGUCACGUGACCAAACUCGAAACGUCUUUGAAGAUUCUGGUGACGUCACAACUCUCGGAUAGACACUGUUGACAGUUAGGCGAUAAACAACAAAUGACAAAUGUCAGUUGACAGCUCGUAUCUUCUACGUGUGUAUGUAGUUAUGUGUCAAACCGUAAACUGUGACGUCACACAAUUUACAAAGAGCGUUUUGGGCGCGAAAGCAUCCGUCAAAUUAUAUUUUGUUAAUUUAACAGUUUAGUAUAAAAGUUGAAUUUUAGGGCAACUUUUAGUUAAUAUAGAACGUAAUACAAGCGUUUCAAAAAAUUGGAAACAACCCUAUUACAAGACCACGGUUCUUCUUGUACCAGUUUUCGAUGCUUUUAAAACACUGUGUAGAGUUUCUUCCACGAUUUUUUUAAACUUGUACCGAUUUAGUGUAAAGAUGUUUUCCGACAUGCAUUUUUAGGAAACGUAGUUGAUACUUGAGAGUAUAGUUUUGUACAGUUAUGGAAUUGCAUUUUUGAAAGCGCCUUGACAUUUGAUGGUGUCGAAAUAUGUUGUGCAUCUCUUUCUGUUUAAUGAAUUAAAUGAUGCGUGCGACAAAGAUAGGUAAUGUUAAGCCGUGCGAUAAGUUAUGUUAUAUAUGCUACUGUUUAUAUAUUUGUAUAAACAGUGUAUUUCUAUUGUAUUUUUUAAGGUUUGUUUUAAGUAGUAGCGUAUUUGAAAAUGCAAUUUCGUCUACUAAAUAUACCAAAUGUAAGAGCUAGCUAUAUUUAUCGCGGCUGGGACCAUUUAGUCGGUUUUAGUUGUUUUUCUACUUAUAUACAUAUGUAAGGUCCACAAUAUAAAUAAUGUAACGAACAGCAGAUUGAUUUAAAGAUAAUUACACACAUUUCUUCCCCAA
Cydia pomonella (codling moth) is the source of this 3525-nucleotide messenger RNA. Its product is annotated as ceramide synthase 6-like. Gene Ontology annotation, molecular function: sphingosine N-acyltransferase activity; DNA binding. Lineage: Eukaryota; Metazoa; Arthropoda; Insecta; Lepidoptera; Tortricidae. Gene Ontology annotation, cellular component: membrane. The record is from RefSeq and is a predicted model, not a curated record. The coding region runs from base 141 to 1229 and encodes 362 amino acids. The transcript has 8 exons. Gene Ontology annotation, biological process: ceramide biosynthetic process.